This is a messenger RNA of Porites evermanni, 10179 nucleotides long. The record is from the annotation of a GenBank genome assembly. Lineage: Eukaryota; Metazoa; Cnidaria; Anthozoa; Scleractinia; Poritidae.
AUGAAUAUAUCAGAAGAUCAGAAACGAUGGUUAGUUAUUGGGAUUGCUUUCAACAAGCUGGUGCCUCAUAUUCGACCAUUUGUAGAACAGUCUUUACAGGCAGAGUACCAGAGCUUGAAGUCCAGCCAUAACAUUCACAUCCAAACUCCACCUGGAAUUCUCAAGAAUCAUCCCAAACAUCUGAAAUAUGAAAACAUCAAUAGUAACAGCAGUCACAAACUCUCUCCUUUCAAGUUUGACUUUUCGAAAUUUGACUAUAAGGUAUCAAGUCAUGUUGACUUUGCCAAGCUCUACCUUCAGCCAUUCAUGGCCAAGUUCAGUGCAUUUGAUGGAAAGUGUGAUGGGUCCGCUGUUCUUUCAUUACUUGUUGAAGUGCCUGUUUUUUCGAAUGCAACACAGUUCUCAGCUAAGGCAGUAAGAGAGGAUGUCAGAAAUGAGUGGGCUCACUGUAACUUCACAGACUGGGAUGCAGUUAAGUUCCAAGGUUGUUUCCACGAAAUGCGAAAGCUUGUCCAUUCCUUCGCACUUCCUACAGCAGAUGAAACCACACUAUUAUCCGAACUAAAUGACUGGGAAACCAAAGGUAUGUUUCUAAAUUAUGUUACCUUAAAUGUUUAUUAUAGUAUUAGAGAGCGUACCGGUAAGCCCUUGUUAUUUGGGCGUCGCCCAAAUAGAGGAAUCGAGAUCUCUUGUUUUGAUCCAAAGUUGCAAUAGGCACGCAAUACGUGCGAACGUAAUUAAGCUAAGUAAACAAGUCAAGCGACGCGAAAGUCUGCCGCGUGAUAUGUCACGACACAGCAUUUAUCCUCGUUACGCACGUCCCACAGAUAACGCACGGCAAACAAAAUGGCAAUAGAGAAAAAAGGUACACCAUUGAGUGAAAUAAACUUAAAUCAUUUAAGUUUUCCCUUUGGAAAAUAAUUGUCCUCGCAGAACACGGCGUGAAUAUUUUUCCUCUGGACCACAGGUACCGAUCAUUGCCCUUUUUCACUGUACAAACUAUUCAUUACCAGUAUUAAAGGACAUGUCCUCUCAGAGGACAAUUUUUUGCUGGGAAAAGAUGAACUUUUAAAUCUUAAGCUUACGGUAGUUUUUAUCGUACCUAGAAGCCGGGUGAUUUUUGAGAAAUUUGAAGGUAAAUCUGUCGAAAAUAAUUGGAAUUGACGCGUUUGUCUCGUUGCCAAGGGUUUGACAACAUUUUUGCACUCGCAUGACAUAAAAAAGUGUGACAGUGAAUGAUGCAUAAUUUCAUUACAGAUUUUCGGAAAGGAGGUGUUUCUUUCAACCUUAUUCAGCAAAAUGAUUUCGUAAAUAAGUUGCAUUCAGCCUGUGCAUUCUUUCACGUUCGAACCGUAAAAUGGACAGAGUCCAACAUCUUCAUGUGCAAACAGGGGUUAAUUAGAUUAAGUCGUAUUCUCUCACAAAAGCGGCAAAUUUCAAAGCGUUCACGUGCAAACUGCGUGACAAUACAACUCACAGUAAGGGUCUGAUCAUUUGAGCCGGGCUGACUAGUGACUAGGUGACUUUUAUCCUGGUGUUAGAUGAAAAGGGCCAGCCCGGAGCCGCCGUUUUUAUAUAAAGAUUAGAAGCAAUGCGCCUGAGCAGUGUGUUACCCGCUGUCUUGAUUCUCGCUUUGUUCAUUCGCCGGGCCGCUCGGCGAGCGUGAUUACUUGGAAAAUUUCUACCUGCGAUCCAGGCAUCACAAUACUGGGAUCCCAGCUAACCGGGCUGGCAAGGAGCUCAUGUAAUCCGACUGUUAGUUCUAUAGCCAGAUUUUACGCCCUUCCCCCUUGAUCUCACCAAUUUUUUAAAGCCCCCCUGACAUACACACAACAUUUCAUCCCCCAACAUCUUCAUACCUACUUCUCUACGUGAAAUAAACUUUCCCUUAUCUACGUUCUCUCCAGACAAAUAUUAUCAAAAAUAAUUGAAAAACAAUCUUAAACAGAAAGCCUAACAGCUGGUUAAAUAAGUUCAGGUUUUCAGCUAUUGAUAAGAUCUUCCACAACCACUACUUCUUUUCAACAGACUGUGACUACACUAUCCCUUCAUAACCAAAUUGUCACUUCUACUACUACCUUACUGCAAUACCUAAAAUGACUUUUACCUUCUAAAAAAAAUUGUUACUACAAUUAAAUUCUACGAGAAACCAGUUUCAAUGAUUAACGAACUACCACCAUUAUCUUACCAAUCCACGUCUAACAUAACUCCACACUUUCUACUUCAUACAUCUCAAGCAACCCCUAAAAUAUAUAACCCUAGUGCACUAGUCGCACAUCCCUAAUAGACAAUAAACUUCACACACCCCUAGUACAUCGACACCCAAAUAAACGCUCCCGCAGCGUCUUGUUUUGAGGAGGAAUCGUAUUAAUUUGAGGGGGGAGGACAUUAGUGCUGAUCAUAUCAUAGCGUUGUGUCUAUCUCAUGAAUUAAAUUGGGGUAAUCUCAUUAAGAUAAGGUCAUGCGUAAUUAACUUGUUGAUUACGCGUAGCUUAAGAAACGAGUUAUUGUGGGCACUGCGAUAUGCAAAUAUCUCACUCAGGUGUGGACAAAUUCGUAAUUAGUCAGCUCCGCGCGAAAGCGCCCGAUAUCAAAACAACAACUGUCUUAGAUCGAUUGUUCCCGUUCUGCGAUCAAGAAGUGCUGAGCGUGCAUUGUGCCCAAAGCUUUAGAUGUUCUGAUUUUGUAUCUUUCACAGGACGAUAAGUUGUCUUCAUGUGGACUUUAAAUGUUUCAAAUUAGCACUAUGGCCGACUUUGAGACAGAAGUUUAUGAAUUUCUGAAGCUUUUUGACUCGUUCAGUUGAUAAACAUGACGAAACGAUCAGCAAUUGCCCUUCGACCCCCAAGCUGGUCCAAGCUCACGAAUCUCCCGUGAGUCUCACGAUUCUUUGACUUUUCUUGCGACAAGACUCCCAAUCUCAUGGUUUUUAGUGAAAUGUCAUUCUGAAAUGAAAUGUUUCUUUGUUCAAUAAAAACGGAAAUGUUUACUGUUGUGAAUCCAUAGAUAAUAGAUUAUCCAUGCUGAAUCGUAACUGAUUCUCCUCAUGUAAAAGGCUGAGAAUUACGCAGCAGCUGCUCGGAAGAGAAGUCACGAAUGGUGCCUAACCCUGACCCCAAACAAUACUAAAACAUUGAAGGAAUGGCAUGUCAUUGUUUCUUCCAAUUUGGAGAGACCUUCCGAGCAGCUUCUACACCACCCACCCAUUGCGAACUGUACAACGCUGUCAGCAAGAGACUUUGCGACGGAUUUCCGAGACACUUGUCGGCCAUAUGUUCUUCAAAUGCGACGAAAUGAGUUAAAGUACGGCUUUUACCGUCAAAACCCGGCUUGUUUUCCUCGCAUAUAUCUUUCAAUUCUUCAUUUAUAAAGCUCUACCAGCUUCAAAUAGCGUCCACCGGCAGAAUUUCAUGGGCAAAAAUGUUAAACAUAACUAAUUUAAAACUUUUGCUUCACGUUAGUUGUCGUGGCGCAAUAGAUAACUCGUUGCCCUUACACGUCAAGGGUCUUGGGUUCAACUCCCGCCGGUGGAAACUUUUUCUUCCUUUUCUUGGUCGUUUGGUUUUGUUUUUUUUUUUAAAACAUAAUUGCCUUUUUUGACAGACUUAAACUAUACCGGUAGACUAAUUGCAAGUUCAUUGCAAGUUCAGGAGGCAGCGUGGCCGAGUGGUCAGCGCGUCGGACUCGCAAUCCGGCGGUCCCGGGUUCGAGUCCCGCUCUGGCCACUUGCUGGAUUUGUGCUCGGUCGUCCCGAGUUCAAAUUCUCGGCCACGCUUGUAAAUAGCCAACUGGUUGCCUUCUGCCAGUUGGGGUUUUUAAUCCUGUUAUGUUGUAUUUGAAUUAUUUGUUUCUAAAUAUUUGAGUGGAGUGCCUGUAAAUUAGCUGACUAGCUAAGUGCACCUUCCACUAUAAACAUGCCUUUAACCUUUUUAACCUUUUAACCUUUCAGCUUUCAUUUCCAAGAAAAUUAACCGAUCCACAAGUUAGCCAUAGGCACCCUUUGAUUUUUAGGUGGUUUUAGCGGUUUAACAGGUGUUAGUUAGUUGUGUGCGUCAUGUCAUUAUUUAAGGUGUAGGGAUCAUAUCCUUAUUGUUUCAGAUGUCUUUUCGUUAAUGGACUUAAACGCAUUUGUAGUGAAGUAAUAAUUGCCAGCCUCUCUGUGAUUAUAAAUAGUUGAUCGCAAAAUAAUUAUGCAAGUUCUGUUUCCCGUUACUGCAUUGUCCUAUUCAUAAGACAACUGUCCAAAUUUCAAUCCACUUAUUCCUGUUAUUCUUUUCACUCUUGGUGCGCUAAUUGUGCAUAGUAGUGAAGGCACAAACAAACCAAUUCAAACUAUUUAAAACAACCUAAAAAUAAUACACGACCUUAUUAUCUUAAUGCCAUUCCCCACAUUUUUUUUCAUGCGAUAAAGAUCAGUGCUAAUGUAUCCCCCGUCAUAUUAAUGCAAUCCCCCCUCAAAAAAGGCCCAACCCGUACGCCCAUUACUAGCAAUUCUGAGCAAGUCCGUGCGUGAUCCGAGUAAGCAACUGAGCUAACCGCCGCCCGGUUAGCUCAGUUGGGAGAGCGCCGGUCUGCUGAGCGGGAGACCGUAGGUUCAAACCCCGGCCGGACCAACACUCAGGGUCUUUAAAUAACGGAGGAGAAAGUGCUGCCUUUGUAAUAACAUCUGCAAAUGGUUAGACUUUCUAGUCUUCUCGGAUAAGGACGAUAAACCGUAGGCCCCGUCUCACAAGGCCUUGCACAUGUAAUUAAUCUGUGGGACGUUAAAGAACCCACACACUCUUCGUAAAGAGUAGGGCACGUAGUGCCCGGUGUAGUGGUCUAUCUCACUUUCACACUCAUGUAUGGGGGCAUCAUCACUCAUUCCGUCAGUACUUGUAAACUGCACCUUAAGCAGUCUGGCAAAGUCCCCCAACCAGUGUUGUAAAUUAUCCCUGAAAAGCCCUGUGGGGAGUGGAUAAUAAGAUAUUUACAUAGUAUUUACAGUAAUCCUUGCGUCAUCCAUCGAGGAAACUGUUGAAAAAGAUAUUUUGUAAUCUGAAAGAAUUUUAUAAUGUGCGGUUAUCCUAAGGAUUAAUGGUCGAUUCGCCAACGUCCUUUUUGCUAACGUCUCAAGUUGUUGUUGUUUUUUUUAAGUCAGUUACCUAACUUCUUUCACGAGAACGAGUUGUAUACACAUGCGCAUCGGACGUUGUCGUGUCAUAACGGAAAUAACGAGAAAUAUGUAUGUGUAGUGCUCGUUUCGUUUGGUAAGCAAAACGAUUUAAGACGUUACCGAACGGGGCGUUGGCGAAACGACGCGUUUUCGAGUUGACCAGUCACCGUCGUGAGAUACAAAAACGCCGUUACAUAUAGGCUUUAGUAGAACUGUUGAGUUCUGUAGAGAUCUGGGGAGAAGCCAUGUACGGCCAACUAUAGCUAGUCAUCGAAUAUGUCUGAGUUUUCUGAUCCGUGAUUUUAAGGGCAGCUCGGGAAAAAAAAAAUUAAUUAUGUAUCUAAUAACUAUUAACAGGUGACCGUAUUAACGAGGGUACUUUACAAAAAAAAUGUAUGGCUCUUUUGCCAGGCGGCCAAAGGUAUUACCAAGGUGCCCGUAAGGCGGGGUUUCACUGUACUUAUACAUGGCCGCAUAAAGAUACGAAAUUUCUUUUCGAGUUUUGAAAUAUUUUUUAACACGAGAAGAGAAAGUUCGUAUCUCUAAGCGGCCACGAAAUGGUUUUUUGUGUGAACACCAAUGAAACGCCAAACAAUUUCACUUAUAUUUAUAUAUUUUUUUCUGCGAAAGGUGCAAUUUGUUAUGCAAUCAAAGAAACGGUUAUCUUUUGACGUGUGAGGACAUCAUUUUUUCUUGCGAACACUCACCUGGUGUUUCAUUGGUGUGUACAUAAUAAAUGGAGCACACAUUUAAUCAAAGUCGUUUUCCUUCUGCAUAAACUUUACAUUUGUCAUGAACGUCUAUAUUUAUGAUAACGUCAUUGAGGACUUUGAGUUGUUCUGUUGACAGGCACUGCGUUCUGUUGUAACUGCCCUGUAGACCCUACCCUGUUAAGCUUGGUACACAAUGAAGUGUUGCAGCUUUCCUCCAGUUUGGAAGAUUUUGUUUGCCAGUUUAAGGAACAGAACCACGUCCUGAAAUCGCAGGUCUUGGAAGUAAAGCAAAAUCUCGAAGAGCUACUGGAACUUCCCCAGAAAGUUAAAGAAAUGAAGAAUGACGUGGAAACCUUGAAACAACAAAUGGCAGAUUUAAGUUGGAGUGCUAUGAAACGUCAACAGAGUGUCAACCCUCCAUCGUUCUUUGGAGCGCUAGAGAGAAAUGAAUAUUUUACAGGCCGCAAAAAAGAGCUAGAAUCCUUGGACAAUGCCUUUCAAGACGUCACCACCACGAAAGAUGUUCUGAAAGGGUGUAAAACGAGGACUAAAGUUCAUGGUAUUUGCGGGCUUGGGGGCUGCGGGAAGUCAUCUCUUGCUUUCGAAUAUGCUUGGCGCAACCUGGAACGUUACUCCGGAGGCGUUUACGUUAUAAAUGGAGAAAGUGACGAACUGUUGCGAUCAUCUGUUCAAGGAAUCCAUGGACAAUUCGUGUACAAGUCUCAGCCCAACAGGCACGAAGAAACAAAACAGUUUGAUCACCUAAUGACAGAAACUCUGUCGUGGCUUGGUAGUCUAAGUCGCAAGUGGCUUUUGCUUGUAGACAACAUGGAUCAAAAGAAACUUAGCUCCUACACACGAAAAAUGUUUUUAGGCCAGUGGAAAAGUAAAACUUUAGGGGACAUUCUUGUCACUUCUCGUAGAAGUCCUCAAGCGUUUUGUGAGGACCUAGAUCUUCGUCCUGAAAACUGUCUUGAGCUGGAUGCUUUUCCUGUCGACGAAUCUAUUGAAUUCCUAAAGAAACGCACCGGAUUAGCAACCGCUUUUGAAAAUCAAGAGGAAGGAGUAACAGAACUUGCCCAGGAGCUCGGUGGAUUACCGUUGGCCCUAGAACAAGCUGCUGCUUACAUCAGUGCGUUAAAGUGCUCGGCUCAGUCGUACCUUGAGCAGUAUCGUGAACAAAAGUCGAUUCUUUUGAAUAGGAAAAGCGCCAAACCAUGCUCAGAGGUCUACAGUGAGGCACGCCUGGCUGUACAAACUACAUGGCGUCUGAAUUUCAGUUACAUAGAAAAUGACGAAACGGAUGAAGGACUUGGAAAGGCCGCUUCUUUCUUCAUGAAAAUUGCCACAUACCUGUCCCCAGAUGAGAUACCCAUUGAGAUUUUAAAUGUGGGCGCCCCAGAGAUUGACCAUAAGUACCUGAAGGAUCGCUUGAAGAUGCCAAUCGGUGCAGAACAAAUUGUUGAUUUGAUGCUUAGGUUUUCACUUUUCAAACGCAAGUCAGAUGAUAGCUUGAGUAUCCAUCGACUUGUUCAAGAGACAUUGAAAGAGCGUUAUAGUAAUAAAGGGGAAACUGAAAAAGCUUUUUCUUCUGCCAUAAGAAUGUUGCACCAUUCCUUUCUUGACUGUGUUGGAGGGACAGACUUCCUUUACGAAUGGCAAUUGAGACAGGAUUAUCUGAAAGAUGAAACAGGGAGUUGCAAAGACCAGUUCCGUCAGCGUCUCGAAAGUUUACGCCAGGCCAAACUGGAGAGUCGACGAUGGAAAGUGCUCUCUCUUAAUGCUAAUCACCUCCUUUUUCAUCUCUUGAAAAAUUCAUGCUUGAAACCUGAUUACCUAUUCCGUGAGGAAACUGCCAGGAUAUUUUGCGAAGCAGCCUUAUAUUGCUAUUCUUUGGAAAUGAACAGUGAAGGAUACUGCCUACAACAAUAUGUGUUCGAAAUUUUGUGCGCAGUAAAAAAGUCCAUUUGUUUUUACAAAGGAGAUGAACUAAUGAAAGUAGCGAGAGUCCUAAGGCCCCUUUGUGACCCUAGUGUAGUUCUAUUAAAGUUAAGAGCUCCAUCAGAUGAAACGAUUGAAAAUGCCAUUAGUCGAACAGGUGUCAAGAUAGGCACCACUCAAAACAACGAAUUGUUAGAAGGGAUUGAAAUGAUAAAACCAAAGGCGAGAGAAGCUUUCUCCAGGGGCGAUUAUCAAGCCUCGUCAGAUCUUUACACUGAGAUUUUAAACUUACCAAUCGCGGUAAAUCAACCUAGCGCUCGUCCUCUUGGAACAAUUUUUUGUCACCGUGGUAUUACGAAUAUGCAAUUGAAAAACAUUGAGACUGCUUUGGAAGACUUCAAUGCUUCUAUAUACGCUGACACUGAGCUUUAUCGUGGCUACUACUGGAAGGCAUACACACUUUGCAAACUCGUUGAAAGUGGAAGAACCGAGUUCACCAGCAGAGCCCAAGCUGCAGCAGCAGUACUUCACUACAAGUUUGCACGUUCCAAAGCAGGUGAUAUUCGAAAACUGCAACAUAAAUUUCAGAAGGUUUCAGGAUUGCUUGAUAGAAUAAACUACAAUUUUGUCACCAGUGUUAACCAGCUCAAGGAACUAGAGAGUCAGCUCUCUGGAGAACGAAAUUCAAAUGAUCCAUUUACAGUGAUUCUAGCAGAAGGGAAAUUCGAUUUGAAAAAGAUUGUUUUAUCGAAAGGGUCUUAUUAUUUUGUCUGUCUUCCUGGAGGUUCCGCUGUUCUUAGUUUCAGCAGAGGAUUGUUUUUGUCAGAUGCGUCUUUUCUAUUUGAAAAUGUUCAUUUCGAGAAUUCUUUGCCCUCAGCAAACCUCGAUCAACCGUUGUCGUCUGAAGCACGAGCUUCUAGUGCUGCAGAGAGAGAAGAGCUACAUUCAAUAACGUUGGGAAAAUCACACCUGAUUAAGAAGCAAGUGUCCACCGGCAGUGAACGCGAAGUUAAUGCUCUGAUAGAGGCUAAUAACGUUAAAUCAUUGGUCAUGGAUCACUGUCUUGUCGAUUCUUCAAAUGGUGUAGGAGUAUUGGUGAAGGCACAUCACCGUCAGCAAGUAAUUGUUUCAGUUAGGUCUACUGUAAUUCAAAUGAGUAAUGGGCCUGGAAUCUUUAUUCGAGGAGGAACAGCUGAUUCCCACAUAAGUAUUUGUGACAGUCAACUACACAGUAAUAUGUGUGGUAUUUUAAUGGUUACCCCAGCACGUUUUUACAUGGAAAAUAAUCGUAUUCUCUAUAACUUAGCUGGUGGUAUUGUGGCCGCCGGAGGUUGUAAUGGAGGAUUAUUGAGAAAUUCAUUGGAAGGUUCUCGGUGUGCCAUUUUGUUGAAAGGAUCAAACGCGACAGUAGAAGAAAGCGUUAUUGCUGAACAGUCUGGUUGGGGAAUCGUUGUUUGUGCUGGAAGCAACUUAAUUUGCAAACAUACAACGUUUGGAGAUAAUUGCUGUGGGGGACUUCGUGUCAUGUUAAAUGGCAAAGGAAAUGUUUUGGUUGAGAAAUGCGAGUUUAGGAAAAAUCUUGGUCCAGAUGUUUUUCCCGCUAAUGCCAAAGAAAUUUGCCCAUUGGAUUUGCAAUGUAAAAAGAUUUUCACAAGUCCCCAGGAAUCGUCCAGUAUAUUUCACUUACGUAAUUUCCUUCAACUAGCGAAAACUGACAUGUUAGAAUACGCUGAUGAACUCAAGAUCCCCUUGCUUCUUGACAACAGAGUUUUGGACGUUCCUGAUGUUCUUCCUUGGGAACCGCGUGAAAGAUGUUCUGGGUGUUGGAAAGAUCUACAGUCGGUUGGUGAUUUUAUGGAAUGUUCCAGUUGCCUUGUUGCAAGGUUCUGUAGCAAGCAGUGCUCUGACACUGCAAGAGAUGUUCAUUCUUUCGUCUGUAACUCUAUUCUUGAAGCAAAUAAGGAAUGCCAACCUUUGCAGCUACUGUCCAGCUCGCCAAUAAAAGCAGCUUGUCAACGUAAAGCUGGCAACUGUUUGUGUGUUAUUUCUGCUCUAUUCAAUCUGCUUGGUCCAGCAGAAUCUCGCGGGCGCGGUAUCUGUAUAUUAACUUGUCCACAGCGCAACCUUCAUACUGUGCUAACAUCCGUACAUUUGCACAGUUUUGUAAUGUUUCAUGGGGUUCUGAUCAAAGAAAGUAUGUUGGACAUCAAGGCAGCUAGUAUUUUGGCAAACUUUGAUCCUGAUUCCCAUACCGUCACUGUUUACUGGCAUCGCAUUUUCCCUGUCGACAAAGUACCAAAUGGUUGGAACUGGGUGAACAGAUCGUUAGAUUUGUUCGCAAAAUCCUGCGUAAGGGAAGGUGCGUCUUAA